Molecule: messenger RNA, 966 nt
Organism: Eublepharis macularius
Lineage: Eukaryota; Metazoa; Chordata; Lepidosauria; Squamata; Eublepharidae
Product: olfactory receptor 10AG1-like
Exons: 1
Coding region: 1-966 (321 amino acids)
Biological process (GO): G protein-coupled receptor signaling pathway
Cellular component (GO): membrane
Molecular function (GO): G protein-coupled receptor activity; olfactory receptor activity
Source: RefSeq, a predicted model, not a curated record
AUGGCAAGUGAACAAGUCAAGCACUGGGAGAACCACAGCACAGCGGGAGAGUUCAUUUUGCUGGGAUACCAAGAAUAUCCUAUCCUCCUCUUUAUUGCCUUCCUGACCACAUAUCUGGCCAUUCUACUGGGCAAUGGUCUGAUUGUAGUAGUGACAGCAUGGGACUCUGCCUUACAUACCCCCAUGUACUUCUUCCUGCGAAACCUGUCAGGGCUGGAGAUGUGUUACACCUCAGUCACUCUUCCCAAAAUGAUGGCCAAUCUGGUCUCUGGAGAUCGUGCCAUUUCUCUGCCAGCCUGCGCUACACAGAUGUUCUUCAUACUCUUUCUUGGUGGAACUGAGUGCUUUCUGCUGGCAGCCAUGGCCUAUGACCGCUAUCUUGCCAUUUGCCUGCCACUUCGCUACAUGACAAUCAUGAGCCCCAGGUUGUGUUUGGGGAUGGUGCUCGUCUCUUUUGCCAUCAGCCUUCCUAUGCAGUUGCUGCAAAUUGGGCUCAUCUUCUCCUUGCCUUUCUGCGGAUCCAAUGAGAUUGAUCACUUCUUCUGUGACAUCCCACCAGUGCUCAGAUUGGCAUGUGCUGACCUGUAUGCUAAUGAAUUAGCUGUCUACACUGAGAAUAUUUUCUUUGUAGUACUUCCUUUUGUGCUCAUUGUGGCCUCUUAUGUACACAUUGCCAGAGCAAUAUUGCGCAUGCCAUCAGGCACUGGACGCCAAAAGACCUUUUCAACAUGCUCAUCCCACCUCACCGUGGUGAGUCUCUUCUAUGGGUCAGGGAUGCUUGUUUACCUCUGUCCACAGACAAGUGACUUUGCAAAGGUUGCCAAAUUGCUCUCCUUGCUCUAUACCAUCAUCAUUCCCCUUUGCAAUCCUCUCAUCUAUACUUUGAGGAACAGGGAGGUGAAGGUUGCGUUUAGCAGACUGUUGGGCAAGAAGCGGUCUUUGGAAGUGGGCACAGGGAUUAGCUGA